AUGGCGUCCACAAGCGAGCAUUUCUCAAAGUUCUUCGAGUGCUGGCUCGCAGAGCAAGACCGAGACCUCCAAGCCCUCCGAGAAGCCGCCGCAGAGCCAGCACCGGGUUCCGAAGCCGCCGCUGAGAUCGAAGAACUCCGGCUCCGGCAACUCAUCAUUCGAGUGAUGGAACACUACGAGUACUACUACAAAGCAAAAGGGCAGUCUGCGAAGAGGGACGUGGUGGCGAUGUUCUCGCCGAAGUGGACGAGCUCGACGGAGAACCUGUUUAUCUGGGUCGGAGGGUGGAGGCCGAGCUCGGCCGUUCAUAUCCUCUACUCAAAGUCAGGGAUCCAGUUCGAGUUGAAGUUGAAUGAAGUUAUUAGUGGGAUGGAGACGAGGGAUUUGGCCGGACUUUCGCCGGAGCAGCUGAAGAUGGUGGAUGAGUUGCAGAGGAGGGUGAUAAAGAAGGAGAGAGAGAUAACGGAGGAGGAAGCGAAGGUGCAGGAGAAGGUGGCGAACAGGAAGAUGGUGGAGGCGGUGGAUGUGAUGACGGAGAUGGUGGAGAGGGAGGUGGAGAUGGUGGAGAAGAUGGAGGAGGAGAUGAAGAGGAGGAGAGGAGAUAUGGAGAGAGUGCUAGAGAAGGCGGAUGGGUUGAGAAUGGAGACGAUGAAGGAGAUUGUGGAGAUGUUGAAGCCCAUGCAAGCUGUUCAUUUCUUGAUUGCUGCUGUUGAGUUGCUUCUCAGGGUUCAUGAGUUUGGUGUCGCCAAAGAUGCCGCCGCCGCCGCCGCCGCCGGCGUUCGACGGUGAGGUUGACUUGACCUUUUUGGUCAACUUCUUUCAUUUGCUGCUUCUCUGUUUCACUAGCUUUUAUUUUCAAGUGUUUUUAAUAUAAGAGACCUUUUGAGGUUUAUUCUGGAGAGUUUAUUUGAAUAAAUAUAAUGGUACUUGUUUUG
Dioscorea cayenensis subsp. rotundata (Guinea yam) is the source of this 935-nucleotide messenger RNA. RefSeq names its product protein DOG1-like 3. Lineage: Eukaryota; Viridiplantae; Streptophyta; Magnoliopsida; Dioscoreales; Dioscoreaceae. The transcript has a single exon. Gene Ontology annotation, biological process: DNA-templated transcription. The record is from RefSeq and is a predicted model, not a curated record. Gene Ontology annotation, molecular function: sequence-specific DNA binding. Bases 1 to 789 code for a protein of 262 amino acids.